GGCGAAACUUUCUUGACGCCUUCUAUUUAAAGGCUUGGGGCGCCCCCGCCCCGCGCGCCGGGAACCCAAGCAGCCUCGCGGGCCCUGGCAAAGUGCAGUCGGACGGAGAACACCGGGCGAGGCGUGGGCAGCUCCGACUCCGGCCAGGACAGGCGCGAUGGCGAGCGACGACAGCGGACUCGCAGCCCAGGGCUUCCUUGGAUGGGGUGCAGACGAGGAGGUGGCCCAGGAGCUGGAGACGGAGGAGGAGUCGGAGGGCGAGGGGGAGGAGACGGCGGCCGAGUCGGAGGAGGAGCCCGACGCCAGGUUAUCAGAUGAGGAUGAGGAGGGCAAGACUAAGCAGGAGUGUAUCGUCUCUGACCCAUCCUUUUCCAUGGUGGCAGUUCAACGGGAAGACAGCGGGAUAACCUGGGAGACCAACUCAAGCAGAUCUUCCACUCCUUGGGCUUCAGGAGAAAGUCAGACCUCGGGAAUAUGUAGUUUGGAAGGUUCAGCUCUGACUUCUCCUCCAGGAAGUGUUUCCUUUAUUAUGGAUGAAGUUAAAAGGACACGGAAAAGAACUCAGAAGUCCAAGCGUGGCUCACCAUCACUGCGUCGGAAAGGCAGCAAAAAAAGGAAUUCUCUGGAAUCGCCAGAUGUUUUGACAACCCAAGAAGAUGGUCCUUUAAUUUCAGAAAGCCCCGUGCUCAAUACUGAGAAAGAAAAGUCAUCUAUUGGCACUUAUGAUAAAACAAGAAGGAAGACGACUGCAUCAAAUACGCCUCCCAUCACUGGGGCUAUCUACAAAGAGCACAAACCACUAGUGUUGAAGCCAGUCUACAUAGGAACGGUACAAUACAAAAUAAAGAUGUUCAAUUCAGUUAAAGAAGAGUUAAUUCCUCUACAAUUUUAUGGGACGUUGCCAAAAGGUUAUGUAAUUAAGGAAAUACAUUACAGGAGAGGAAAAGAUUCAUCCAUUAGUCUAGAGCCAGAUUUGAGCAAUAGUGGCUCUAACAUAGUUUCCCAAAGGAAAUUAGCCCAGAGCCCAGAAGAAGACAAAGUAAGAGAGCUUGCUCCACCCUGGAGAGGUGCCCUCUCCAAAGGAUCCACGACCUCAUUGUUUAGUCACGAAGAACAAAAGAAAACAUAUGCCGAUUCCCAUUUCAAUGUUCCAUCUUCAAAAGAACACACAUUUCCCUCUAAUGCCAGAAAUGAUACAGCUGAUCAAGAAGAAAAGCUCAGACUUCCACAGAUGAUGCCACAACAGCCAGAUGACGAAUCAGAGACCCACAGAACAGAGCCACCGAGCACCCCAGCAACCAUGGUCCUUGAAAGAGCAAAGGAAGAACUAGAACAGAACGCACAAGAAAAGGAAAGUUCAGAGGAUGAUGCUUCAGUCUUGACAGGCUCAGCUGAGGAUGUGCAACGGGAAGGCUUGGUUUCUGUCAACCAUUCCAUGCCAUGGGAGGCAGAAAAGGAGUCUUUGGAGACAGGACCACCAAGACCAGCACCAGACAUCCAAGAAAAGUUUGAGCCAGACAUGGAAGGGCUAGAGCUGAUUUCAACAGAAAAAACAGAACAAGUGUCUGAAUACGUGACCUCAUCUGAGCCCAUAGUCCACAGAGAGGAGGAGCAUGCGCCUGAGCCCAUAGUCCGCAGAGAGGAGGAGCAUGCGCCUGAGCCCAUAGUCCAUAGAGAGGAGGAGCAUGCGCCUGAGCCCGUAGUCCACAGAGAGGAGGAGCAUGCGCCUGAGCCCGUAGUCCACAGAGAGGAGGAGCAUGCGCCUGAGCACAUAGUCCAUAGAGAGGAGGAGCAUGCGCCUGAGCCCACAGUCCAUAGAGAGGAGGAGCAUGCGCCUGAGCCCGAGCAUGCGCCUGAGCCCAUAGUCCAUAGAGAGGAGGAGCAUGCACCUGAGCCCAUAGACCUCAGAGAGGAGGAGCAUGCGCCAGAACCCACAGUUCAUAGAAAGGAAGAACAUGAACUCGAGCCGCUUCUCUCCCUUGCAUCACAACAACUAGAGAGGGGAGUGGAAACUUCUACACCAAUCACGGAUACCACUGAACCCGAAGAUUCUAGUCUAGAAGAAGAGAUCAUAGAACUUGAUUACCCAGAAAGUCCUUUAGUUUCUAAGAAGACGUCCCCAUCGCCUCUGUCCCCUGAAGUGGAGCACAGAAAAGAGUCCAUUCUACCAACACAGAUGACAUUCACACCUGAACAUAGUACUUUGUCCGAGGAAGAAAGAGAGGAAAACGAGUCUGUUUCUACGGAUUCUGCUUUUGUAUCUGAGUAUUCAGUCCUUCAGGAUUUGAACCGCACACCAGAGAAGCUAGAAGUAGAGGCAGUUUCUGUAUCUGAUGUGAAAUCUAGCCCUGAACCUGCAGUCUUUUCAGAGGACGACGAGGAACAUAAGCCUUAUUCCCCAGCUCUGACCUCUGUAUCUGAGCAGUCCCUCUCUCCAUCCACCACCGAGAAGACAUCUGCCACCCAGGCCCCACCCUUUUCACCAGUUUCACCAGUCCUGUCUGGAGAUGAGGCCUCAGAGAGCGUGUGUCACUCACCAGAUUCUGAAUCUGCGGCUGAGUAUUCUAUUCCAGCACAUGCGCAAGAGUUACUGGUGAAAACAGGUGACCACAAGCUCUCAUUAAAGCCCCAACAUGUUUCUGAGCCCAUGAUUCAGGCAGAAGAUGAGAACGAAGACAUUGGACUACUUUCCCCAGCCGCACUGAGACAUGCAGCUCUAUCAGAAGAUGAGGGUCUAGAAAGUGAAAGUUUUGCAUCAGAUUCAAAGCUGCCAUUUAAACCCUCAGUUCCACAAAAUGCAACACAGGAAUCCCCUCCAAAAACAAUAGAUGACAUGCCCCAAUUCAAACCAAAAGGCCUUUCUGAUCCUGCAACCCUGUUAGAAGAAGAGAAGGAAGCCAUUGGGGUUGAGCUAUCUUCAUCCAAUGCGGUCUCUGCAGCUGAGCGCGCUCUCUCUCCACAAACCACUGAGAUGCUUUCUGAAAGGCAGGCUCCACCUCCCUGGGCCACCUCAUCCGAACAAGUGGUCCCAUCAGAAGAAGGGAGCGGAGAUGGGCAGCAGCGCACAUUCUCUUCCACACCAGAGCUUGUCCACACAUCCCCUCUGCUUCUGAAGGAUGCCUCCUCACCUACAGGUCUAUCAGAGCAAGGGCAGGAAGAAGACAAUAUUGGGCCCCUUUCCCCUGAUUCUGCAUUUGCGUCAGAAUUCUCAUUCUCUCCCUAUCCAACUCAGGAGCUCGAGAAAAGAGAGCUGGGGCGGGAUUCUCCCCUGUGCUUAACAUCACCCUCUGAGCAGACUGUUCUGUCUGAUGAGGACACGGAAGAGGCUGAACUCUUUUCUCCAGAUUCAGCAUCACAGGUGUCAAUCCCACCAUACAGAAUCGCAGAAACGGAGCAAAACAAAGUCGAGCCAGACGACUUACUACCCACGAGGCCUGCUCCGGACUAUCCCUACUUCUCAGAGGCAGAUGAAGAAGAGGUGGGAUCCUCAGUGGUCACGCCUGUGCCUGAGCAUUCUGGCCCAUCACAGGCGUGGGAAAAGGAGUCUUACCCUUCGAGGCCUGUGUUCGAAGAUCUGAGCCUGCCACCUUCCACAGAUAAGACCGGCAAAGCAGAAACUACGUUGGAUGUUCCAACAAUUUCAACCUCUGUAUCUGAAUAUCUCAUCCUGGCACAGCAGGAGAAAACUCAGGCAUCUUUGGAGCCUGAGGCUGAAGAUUCGGUACCACCACCAACCAGUGGAUGGGAGAAGAGAGAUGCAAAGAGUGGUCUGCCAGCAGUUACAAUAGCAGCUUCCUCUUCUGCACUCUCAUCAGUGGUAAAGGAAGAAACCACAUCCGUUUUGCCCACCUCUCAGUCCUCAGUUUCACCCGAGUCAGCCCGUGUGCUUAAGACAGAACAGGAACCCACAGCAUCGCUCACUCUAACAAGUGCAGAUGAACAGAUGGCUUUGCCCAAAGUCAGAAGGGAAGAAACUGUGCUGGAUUCUCAAGAAGCGACAGCACACGAAUUGCAGGAUCAGACACCAGAGCCUCAGCCCCCAAAUGUUCCAGGGUCUGGGAUGAAAUAUUCAGUUUUGUCUGACUUGGGAGAUGAGCCAAAGGCGGAUGUCAAACUCAAUUUAGCUCCAACUGUGACUUCUGAACCAGAACAGAGAAUGUUGUCAAAGAAUGAGCCUAAAGUGGCAAAGCCAUAUUCACCUCCAGAGGAAACAUCUAUUUCUGGACCUAAGGUUUUAUCUGCAGUGAAAACGGAAGUGAAGCAGGAGUCCAAAAUAACCAGGGAACUUCCUGCAGCUUCAUCGGAGAUAGAGAGGGAAGUGGAACACUGUCCACCUGCACCACCUGCACUUCCAGUGUUGACAGAAGAGACGGGGAAAGACACCGAAGCCAGCUCUUCUGCCACCACAGUGCCAGUAACUAAGCUUGAUUCAAGUUCAACUGAAUUAGGCAGGGAUGAGAUCCUGACAGAUCCAUCUCUUGCCAGCCCUGCGGAACACCCAGGCUUAAAGAGAGUAGGGAAGAGCGAGUUAGGAAGUCGUUUGCCGUCGCCCAGCAUGUCUGCCUCAGAGGUGUUAAGGCCCGAACCCAUACUUCCUGUCAACUCAGGGGGUGAGGCAGAGAGAGAAGACAGGGAGCCUCCUACAUUGCAAGUGUCACCCACAUCCAAACACACAGUGCCAAAUGACAAACACGAGGAGAUAACAAGGUCUCCUGAUUCUGAAAAUUUAGUGUCAGAUAAUUUAGCCCCAACAUUACUGGCCCUCAGGCAUGAGAUGAACAGACAAGCAGAGGAGACAUCUUCUCCAGUGCCGGGGAGUUUCCUGUCAGGAAAGCAAGAGCUUACAAAGCUCCCCCGAGAGCCUGAGAAGCACAAACAGUUAUCAGAAGUACCCACUACUGGGUCAGAACUCAUUGAUAGUAGAGAUAGAGAUAGAUCCUUAGGUAUAGAACCAGUAAAACCCACCGGAAUGGAACCAGAGCCUUCUAUCUUAGAAAAGGGCCCCUCUGAGCUUAGGAGAAGAGGAAAAGAUCAAGAAGAAAACAGGGAGCUCCCCGUGCCUCCAUUAGAGACUGCUUCUUUUGACCUCCCCAUUGAGCAAAAGGAGCUUAGACGGACCCUUCAUGAGGGCCAAGCUGUUGAGGUGCCCGAUGAGAGCAGCUCUUCUGCAGAUAAGCCAGAGCUGGGUGAUAAACAAUUGACAGAGAAGCAACCCAAGCCAUUUGUGACAACUGAGCGUGCCAGUGUUACAGGAUCAAAAGUGAAAGAGGGUCUCAUUUCUCUAAAGGACAACACCUGGGUGCUGGAAAAGCCAGGUGGUUUAGUCAAUCAGCAUGGGCAGCCGGAGUCCUCUGAGAGCACUGCUCUGGUAUCAGAGAAACUUGGGGCUGCUCCAUUGGAUACAGAUCACACGUCUGAAAUCAGAAACCAAGAAGCAAGCAAAGCCCCAGUGCCUGGUGAGAAGCCAUCUCAGGAACCCCCAGUGCCUGGUGAGAAGCCAUCUCAGGAACCCCCAGUGCCUGGUGAGAAGCCAUCUCAGGAACCCCCAGUGCCUGGUGAGAAGCCAUCUCAGGAACCCCCAGUGCNUGGUGAGAAGCCAUCUCAGGAACCCGGAAGGGUUCAGUCAAAGGCUGUAGAUGAUUCUGAGGAAGGGAGAAAGCCAGCCUCUGGCAACGUGGAAGAACUCACCCAAAGUAAGUCUGUCCCUGCUGUGAAAGCAAAUGCCAUACCUCAACCUCCAGCAACUCCAGAGGUGACACAAAAGCCACCUGAGAAGUCACUGGUCGCUGAGCAAGGUCUUCCUGCAGAGAAGGGAAAGAAAGGAAUUUCGUCUUUUAAAUCAUGGAUGUCUAGUUUAUUGUUUGGACCAAGCAUCCCAGAUAGUAAGGUCUCUGACGACAAAGAUCUAGAAACUCGACCCAGUCCCUCUGCAGAGAAAGCAGUACCUGCCAUAGAGCCAAAAGGUACAGCUCCUGCUGAGGGUAAUGCAGCCGAGAAGCCAGCGGUUCAUUCAUUACCUGAGGUCACAGUUAAACUGGCUGAGGAACCCAAAGGUGUUUCUGUUAAAUCCAGCGUAAGUCAAGACCUUAGAGAAAAACUCACAUUUUUAUCGAAUGAAGACGUUUUGAAGCAGCCUAAGUCUAGCUCUGAAAACUAUGGGCAGAAGGAUCUCCCAGGCUUCUCAGAAGGAAUGGGUGAAAGCUUGGCUACUUCAGUUGGUGACAAACAUCCUGGCAUUCAUCCUUGUUCCCCUACGGGUGAGAAAGUGGGUAUGGAAGAAGCCCAAAACAUGGCUCCUCUUCGUAUUACUGAGAGCCAAAGACACCAGAAGACAGAGAUCUCUCCUCCGUCUAUGUGGGGUAUUUCUGCACGUAAGGAAGAGCCAAGCAGUGAUCACAAGGAAACAAGGCUCCCGUCAUCUGAUGUCGUAGAUAGAAUGCCACAAUGGCCAGAAUCAGCUCAGUCCGCCUUCACAAGGAUGGACUCAGAGGAUCCAGCAUCAGUGAUUCUGCCAGUGGAAUCAAAAGGCAGUUUAAGCCAUCUUGGUGAAGAUAGACUUAGACAAGAAAUGCCAAAACCCACUUCUCCAGAACAUUGUGAAGAGGAAGUGGAGCGUCCAACAGAGGAGAAGGAUGACUGGGAAACUAGAUCAUUUUCCUUGGCAGGGAAGAGGGGCCUGGCAGAGAAGCAAGAAAUCACGGCUCCCUUGGAACUUAGGGGAAAUGAAGCAGUAGGAGAGUUGCAAACUAUGCCGGAAUCUCGACCUUUCAAAUCAGAAGAAUCAAAAGCUGCUGAGAGGCUGGAACAGCGCAUCUCUCCAAGUGAAGAGCUCAUGGAAAAACCCAGCAAAACUCUUGCUUUGGAUAGGAGAGAAAAGGAAAUGCAGGAAUGGGUAUUUUCAGAAGGAGAGAAGCAAGGAUACCCCCCUGCAGCCAUGCCUGUGCCUGGAGCAUCAGCUGUCUCUUUGGAUAAGGCCCAACCACAAUUGCUGGCUAAACCAACACCAGUUGUUGAAAAACCAGAACAUAUAUUCACAGAGAUAUAUCCAGAAAUUAGGGAGAGAAAGGCAGCAGAAACCCAACCACAUCCCCAGGAAGAAGGUAAAACUUUAGUAGAGAAAACCAAGGAUUCCUGUGUGGAGUCUCCUCAUGGAGAGGAAAUGGAUAGCCAUUCUGUUACUCAGGGAGGAAGUCUGGAGUUGGAAAAGUCAUGUGAGAGUAGAGUGGCUCUCAAAGAGGAAAGGAGGCAGUUCGUGAUGCCCGAGUUGUCCCUUGGUGCUUCAGUGACUGCGGAAGAUGGAACUGUGCAGCCAGGACCCCUAUCUAGGGAUUCCGACAGGACAUCAGAGCACAUGACUGAUGAAACAAAGGAUUUAGGAACGCGGACUCAGCUGUCAGCUGUAGAACCACAGACUCUUGUUUUAGGAACGUCUGUAGAACAUACAGUGAAGAAACAAGAAACAUGGUCAAACAGGCCCACAGUCCACACUUUCCAGACAUCUAAAGACCACCCAGAAGAGAUGCUGAAACAGUCUGUUCUUAUUUCAAAGCCUCACUUGGAAGCUGUGGAAGAUGUGCACAGAAACGAACCGCCCUCUUCAGCAGCAAGCAACUAUACUCAGUUUAUGCUUAGCGAGUCAGAGGUCAGUGCUGAUGGAGCUCCUCCUAGGGGAGGCACAGCCCAGGAGCCUGAAGGGACCUCUGUGAAAGAUGAAGAAUUUUCAGUAACCAGCAAGCCAGCUGGCCUUUCAGAACACCAGAAGAGUGCCUUUAGCAUCAUUUCUGAAGGCUGCGAGAUACUGAAUAUCCAUGCCCCUGCCUUCAUCCCUUCUGUGGACCAGGAAGCAAGUGAACAAAUGCAAGAUAAGUUGCAGUAUGUGGAAGAGAAAGCUUCAUUUAAAAGCAUAUCUGUUCGUGACGAGAAGAAGGCAGUUGCUUCCCAUAAAACACAGAAGAGCAAGUUAGAAGUUCCUGAUAGGAAAGUUACAUCACCGAGGGAAGAUGAGCCACAGGAAACUCCUAAGACAAAGGAGGAGGUAGCCACAGAGUCAGGAAUGGGCGACUUCACACCUACCCAACCUACAGUUUCUGGUGAAGAGGAUUAUUUUGAAAAAUAUACUUUGAUUGAUUAUAACCUCUCCCCGGGCUCAGAAAAACAGAAACCACCUGUUGAGGAAUCCUCAGAGGAAGCCACCAAAACGCUGACUUCUUUCCCAGAAAGUUCAGCUGAACAGGCCCUAGACCACGAAUAUAACUUAGUAAAGUUAGAUGAAAGCUUUUACGGGCCAGAAAAGGAUGGUAGCCAAUUAUCUCAUGCAGAGAUGCAGACGUCUUUGGUUAUCCAAAAACCAGACGACAGAAAUGCUCCAAAGGGUAUCAGUAGAGAUGUGGACUCCAAGUCUCCUGGGAUGCCUUUAUUUGAUGUGGAGGAAGGAGUUCUGUCUAAAAGACAGAUAUUUCCCACCACCACCAAGGCUGUCAACCCUGAGCUGCUAGAGGAGCCACCUGCACUUUCCUUCUUCUAUAAGGAUCUGUAUGAAGGGGCAUGUGGGGAGAAAAAUGAAGGAGAAACAGCUUCAGAAGGUGACAGUGUGGACUCUGAGACAUCAUUCCCAAGGCGACACUCUGACACUGAUGAUGGACCAGGAAUGUAUUUUGAGAAGUACAUACUCAAAGACGACAUUCUUCACGGCAAAUCUGUAACGCAAGAGGAUCAAGGCCAAGGCCUGGAAGAAAAGCCAGGUGGUGAAGAGGAUUCACAGCAACUGAGAGUGGCUGAAAGAGAGAUCAGGAGAAAGCCUGAAACUAGUUUUUGGGAGAAAGAUCUGGAAGAACAGCACAAGGUUGUUGGCCGGGAAGGAGAACCCACAGGCCACAUGGAGACCCUUGACGAGGUGGCAAUGCAGCAGAAAGCUCCAAUUACAGAGCAAGUCAGAGCAGUCACCCAGAAGAUGAGCUAUGCAGUUCCAUUCCAGGACACCCGCUGUGCUCUGGAGAGUGAGCCAAGCUGCCAGGGUAAUGAGGCAGGAAAUGCAAGUCCAGAUGUCAAUCUGAAUGUCCCAGUACAAGUGUCUUUCCCAGAGGAAGAAUUUGCAGCAGGUGCCACUUAUGCUCCUGAAGUAUCGCAAGAGAGGCUGGUCCCAUCUGUGUCACGUGAAGAGAGGCUCCACAAUACCCCUGUGCAGGAUGAGUAUGACUUUGUUGGCUCUCUGAAUCAGGAAGCAGCCAGUCAAGCCAUCUUACCAGAAGAGCCAUGUUCAGAAUCCUCACCCAAAGAAGUGUUAUCUCAAGGAACAGAAUCCUUUGAGCACAUCAGGGAACAAGAAAUCACGAGUGGGGGGGAUCCAAGAAUGUCUGCUUUACAGGAAGCGUGGGACAGAAGGACAGAAGACCUGUCAGCAAGAGACUCGGUGACCGCUAAGACACAAAAGGAACAGAAAAAGGCUCAGGUUGAAUCUUACUGCUACACCUGCAAAAGCCUGGUCUCCGAAACAGACAAGGCGCUGGACAUUCACAAAGACCACGAGGUUUCAGCACUUGACACAGCUAUAAGUGCAGUUAAGGUUCAAUUAGGAGAAUUUCUUGAGAAUCUACAAGAAAAAUCCUUGAGGAUUGAAGCGUUUGUUAGUGAGAUUGAAUCCUUUUUUAAUACCAUUGAGGAAAAGUGUAGCAAAAACGAGAAGCGACUGGAAAUGCAGAACGAGGAAAUGAUGAAGAAGGUUUUGGCGCAGUAUGAUGAGAAAGCACAGAGCUUCGAGGAAGUGAAGAAGAAGAAGAUGGAGUUCCUGCAUGACCAGAUGGUCCACUUCCUGCAGAGCAUGGACACGGCCAAGGACACCCUGGAGACCAUUGUGAGAGAGGCGGAGGAGCUUGAUGAGACGGUUUUCCUGGCUAGGCACAACCCUGUAACCGCAGCACUUGGGACGCCAACACAGCGUGAUCACAGGUUGCUGUCUGCCAUGGAGAGCACAGCUUCCUUAGAGAACAUGCCUGCCGCAUUCUCGCGUUUUGAACACUAUGAUGACAGCUCGGCGCGAAGUGACCAGAUGUUGAAACAAGUGGCUGUUCCACAGCCUCCCAGACUAGAACCCCAGGAACCAAGUUCUGCUACCAGCACAACAAUUGCUGUGUACUGGAGUGUGAACAAGGAGGACGUUGUGGACUCAUUCCAGGUGUACUGUGUAGAGGAGCCUCAGGAUGAUCAAGAAAUAAAUGAACUGGUAGAAGAAUAUAGAUUAACAGUGAAGGAGAGUUGCUGCAUAUUUGAAGACUUAGAACCCGAUCGAUGUUAUCAAGUGUGGGUGAUGGCUGUCAACUUCACCGGAUGUAGCCUGCCCAGUGAAAGAGCAAUUUUUAGAACAGCACCUUCCACACCUGUGAUUCAUGUAGAAGACUGUACUGUGUGUUGGAACUCUGCCACUGUCAGAUGGCGGCCCGCUAACCCCGAGGCCACUGAGACCUACACUCUGGAGUACUGCAGACAGCAUUCCCCUGAGGGCGAGGGACUGAGAUCUUUCUCUGGAAUUAAAGGACUCCAGCUCAAAGUUAACCUCCCUCCCAACGACAAUUACUUCUUCUAUGUGAGAGCCACCAAUGCCUCUGGGACAAGCGAGCAGAGCGAAGCUGCCCUUAUCUCCACCAGAGGAACUAGAUUCCUCUUAUUGAGAGAAACAGCUCACCCAGCUCUCCAGAUCUCCGCGAACGGGACGGUGAUCAGCUUCUCUGAGAGGAGACGGCUGACAGAGAUCCCCUCAGUGCUGGGUGAGGAGCUGCCUGCCUGCGGCCAGCAUUACUGGGAAACCACCGUCGCAGACAGUCCAGCCUAUCGACUCGGCAUCUGCUCCAGCUCAGCUGUGAGGGCUGGUGCCCUGGGACAAGGGGAGACCUCAUGGUACAUGCACUGCUCUGAGCCACAGAGAUACACAUUUUUCUACAGUGGCAUUGUGAGCGAGGUGCACGCCACCGAGCGUCCAGCCAGAGUGGGCAUUCUGCUGGACUACACCAACCAGAGACUUCUGUUUAUAAACGCCGAGAGUGGACAGCUGCUCUUCAUCGUGAGGCACAGGUUCAGUGAGGGCGUGCAUCCUGCCUUUGCUCUGGAGAAGCCCGGGAGAUGUACUCUGCAUCUGGGCGUAGAGCCCCCGGAUUCUGCCAGGCACAAGUGAAGCUGGGCAUUCAGAGUUUAUCAGAGUAGGAGUAAGAGUUGGGGUACAGACCCGCCAUUCUGUCUCUCGGGCAAUGUGUAUUAUUUAGAUAGUCUCCCACACACCUGCACUGAUGUGCAGUCAGUCAGCAUGUGAGCAGAGCCAGGGACCCCGUGCCUCAUGGAGCAGUGUGUGAGUGGAGGGGUGGAAACACAGCCUUCACCCUUGGUUCACAGUUGGAGCUGUUUCCUAAAUUCAAAGGAUUUACACGUGACCUGAACCAAACCGGAGAAAAGAACUUGUGUCUGCUCUAUCGGUCAAACAAAUUCCCCGGUGGCUAAGUCAGAGAGGAGGGAGAUGUGUCCCUGGCACACCUCUUACAAAGGGACAUCGACUUCUUGCACAAGAAAUGUCACCUUACUUCACUAGAGGAUAAUGAACCCUAGUCAUUAGAGAAAGUGUUUUAGCUGAUCUAAAUUUACAAUGAAUUCUUUUAUUAUCACAUGUGCUGUAGGAUGUAAGCCUCUCUUCUCUGGAAGUUUAAAUGUAGAAAAGCACUAAAUAUCAGAGAUUUCCAUUUUGUUAAAUAAAUGGCUAGCAUCUUAU
Messenger RNA from Mus pahari (shrew mouse), 11749 nucleotides. RefSeq names its product cardiomyopathy associated 5 (gene Cmya5). Bases 158 to 11164 code for a protein of 3668 amino acids. Lineage: Eukaryota; Metazoa; Chordata; Mammalia; Rodentia; Muridae. Gene Ontology annotation, molecular function: protein binding. The transcript has 14 exons. The record is from RefSeq and is a predicted model, not a curated record.